Messenger RNA from Osmerus eperlanus (European smelt), 2617 nucleotides. RefSeq names its product hedgehog acyltransferase like, a (gene hhatla). The coding region runs from base 166 to 1707 and encodes 513 amino acids. The transcript has 12 exons. Gene Ontology annotation, cellular component: endoplasmic reticulum. Gene Ontology annotation, molecular function: acyltransferase activity. The record is from RefSeq and is a predicted model, not a curated record. Gene Ontology annotation, biological process: negative regulation of N-terminal protein palmitoylation. NCBI's taxonomy places the organism in Eukaryota, Metazoa, Chordata, Actinopteri, Osmeriformes, Osmeridae.
CUAUCAUAGGGUAGAGCACCGGCACUACCAUUAGCAGGACGGAUGAAUUAGUAUAUCGCAUUAUCCAUCCUUUUUAACUUUUAUUUUUGCAUUUUGAGGAGGGGCUCCAAUAAACAUUGUCCCCAGCACUCUGACCAACAGUGAAAAGCGGAUACAAGAUUCAAAAUGGGAAUAAAGGCUGCCCUUCCCAAAUUGGAGCUGUACCUCUACACAACGGUGCUUGCAAUUGCUUUGGUGUGGGCCGGGACCUGGAUACUUGAUGCUUCCAGUGAGAAUGUCAACAGGAAAGCAUUCAAGCAGAGUGUGAAACCAGGAUGGCACUAUUUUGGCAGGAAAAUGGAUGUUGCUGACUUUGAAUGGGUGAUGUGGUUCACAACAUUCCGCAAUCACAUCCUUUUCGCUCUGGCUGGUCAUGUGAUCUUUGCCAAGAUCUGUUCCCUGCUCUCUCCCAAGCGCAGGUCUCUGAUCUUUGGCGUAUACGGUGCUGUGGCAGUUCUUAUCACCAUGGGCUGGACCUUCAUGACGCUGGUACUGUCUCACUGCAUCAUCCUCUACAGUGUGUCCCUGGUCAAGAGGAAAUGGAUCUGCUUCCUGGCUGGUAUAGCUAGUCUGGCCUCCAUCAAGAUGGAGCCCUUCAAUAGCUGGCAGGAAAGCUUAGUGACCGGCUCCUUUGACCUCCAAGACAUCCUGUUCUAUGGAGGGUGUGGCUUCAGCAUCAUGCGCUGUAUGAGCUUUGCCCUUGAGAACUGUGAGAAGAAGGAUGGGAACUACUCACUGUCUGACUUGCUCAAGUACAACUUCUACCUCCCCUUCUUCUUCUUUGGACCCAUCAUGACCUUUGAUCUUUAUCACGUUCAGGCCAACAACCCUAACCUGACGCGCAAGGAAAGAGAGAUAUGGAACAUCACCACCCAAGCCUUAGUGCAUCUGGGAGCCAUUCUGGUGGUGGAUGCCUUCUUCCACUACCUCUACAUCCUGACCAUCCCCAGUGACAUGAAACUUGUCAAGCAGCUGUCUGACUGGUCUCUGGCUGGUCUAGCGUACUCCAACCUAGUGUAUGACUGGGUGAAAGCAGCGGUCAUGUUUGGAGUCAUCAACACUGUGGCUAAGCUGGACUACCUGGACCCUCCCCAGCCACCCAAGUGCAUCACCAUGCUCUAUGUCUUUGCUGAAACGCACUUUGACAGAGGCAUUAAUGACUGGCUGUGCAGGUACGUUUACGACUACAUUGGAGGAAACCAUGACCAGAUUUUCAAGGAGCUCUUGGCCACCAUCUGCACCUUUGCCAUCACAACUCUAUGGCUGGGUCCUUGUGAAUUGGUCUACAUCUGGUCCUUCUUCAACUGUUUUGGUCUCAACUUUGAGCUGUGGGUUGCCAAGUUCUUCUCCAUUCGACCCUUCUCCAGCAUUGAGUAUGCUAUGGGUGAGGCCAUGUCUCGUAGGAUCAGAGGGGUGUUCAACGCUGUCAACUUCUGGACCAUCGUCCUCUACAACGUUCUUGCUCUCAACAGCCUGGAGUUCGCCAAACUGGUGGGCAAUCGCCUGAUAGUUAAAGGUUUCCCACUGUCCUCGCUCUCUGUGCUGCUGGUGACCUACUGUGGCGUUCAGCUGGUGAAGGAACGGGAGCGGCAGCAAGCUCUGCUGGAGGAUCCAAAACCAGUGGAGGCCCCAAAGCCUGUGGAGGAGAUCAAAGAGAAAGCAGAGUAAAGGAAUGAGGUGUCAGUUGGUUGAGGACCUGAACAAACCGUCCCUCUCACCGUUUAACUUACUUGGUCUUCCUGUAUGUAACCAGGCCAACAACACCUCAUUGCUUACAUUAUACCAGUCUAGUUUUAGUUUGACAUACAAGGCCUUGUUUUUAACUUUGAAAUGUCCUGAAGUGCACUUGCUGUAGAUAAUCACCACAUGUUCUUCAGCACAAAUACACAAUAGUGCAUUUUAUAUUCACAUUUUAAUCUAAGAAAUGCUUUUUAAAGGUAUAGGCAUGCCACAUAUUUUAUGCAAAAAAUAAUAUAUUAAAGCUAUAUUAAAAUGGAAAGUUCAAUGUUUUGUUAAAUGUAUCAAUCAUCUACUCUAAGGAUUUGUCUUUUGUCUGGAUAAGACACAAACAAGACAAAAAUAAAUCCCAACUUUAAGCAGUACAUCCCACAACUCUUUACAUUAAGGUUAUAACAUCUUACUAAAAUAAUUUUGUCCCGGAGCCUGGUGUGAAGCCUUUACAUGGUGCAAAGAUCCUGGCUGUUCACCUCCCCCUCCUCUUUUAUCUUCUGCAAGAGAUUAGAUGUGGCAUUUCAGCAUAUCUCUCUUAGCCCCUCUCACAUGAUUCAGACUGCACCCAUGCCAGGGUUCCUGGUCACACUAUCAAAGCCAGUGGGUUUCAAAAUCAGGGAAUAUAGGUCAAGCAGAGUCCUGUCACCAAAACCUGCUUUUUGUCUCCUGUGAUGGAGAAUGUAGGCUACACUGUGUUCAUUCUCUGUAACUCUCCACUCAGGUUUCUAUGAUAUUUUGGUCAUUUAUUUGCCUGAAUUGGGGCCAUCAAACUAUCAUUUAUUCUUGAAGAUAUGUUUCUGUUCAGGCUGUGAUCUGUUGCAAUAAAAGAAGAAACUGGUUUUGAUAA